Molecule: messenger RNA, 1569 nt
Organism: Sphaeroforma arctica JP610
Lineage: Eukaryota; Ichthyosporea; Ichthyophonida
Exons: 3
Biological process (GO): attachment of GPI anchor to protein
Cellular component (GO): GPI-anchor transamidase complex; membrane
Source: RefSeq, a predicted model, not a curated record
UCAUACAGAUGAACCCCUUACUUCCCCAGCUGAACCAGUAGGUACCUGGGUCCUUGUCAAGUGCUUCUUGUCGCUGUACGCAGCCAUCUCUAUCGCAUCCAUUGCGCUGAUUAACUUCUCGCUCGCUCUUAUCUUGGCCGUGGUGUUGGUGCCUGCUUGCGUACUAGUCCAACCUUUGUCAAGGUACUACCAAUCGCAGCUGGUGACCAUUUACUUGAUGUGCGUCUCACCCUUGGCGUUAUACCUACUGGUAACUUCAGUGUACAGUUGGCAAGCUUUUGACCAUAUAGCACGCAUAAUACAGCUGUAUCAGCUGCUGUCUAUUUGGACUGUUCCCGUGGUGGGCAUGGUAGUGCUACCGGUUGUAGUGCUGCUACAGAAUGUCAUAUUUGCGAAUUGAACGUUCGGAUCGCUGCAACAUUUCACUUGUUUGUUUCCAUCCAUUGGAAUUGUACUGUAAAGGGGUCUUCUUACGGACAGAUAUCGAAAUGAUCACCGGUUUCAUGAACUGUGACGAAUUGUACUGCUGGACUGUACAUAGGCACGUAGUGGUUGCACCGGUUGAGUGUCUACUGCAAAUAGAUAGCGUUUGAUGUACUACGUUAAGUAGUAAGUACUAGAUGCGAUACUUGAUCGGGAUGGAUCCCAUCAAGGUGGAACAUGCACUCUUUGAGCUGAAGACACCAACACCUCACAGCAUCGUUGGUGUUGAGUAUGGAGAUAGGGAUUAGGGAUUCGCCUAUCACAGCACUGCUACAGCGCUGUAUGCCGCAAUCGACCCACCCCACGGCAGCACACGCAUGCUGUAGGAGGCCAGUACUGCAAUACACACACAACACACUCCCCACUACGACGUGCCAAACACUGGCCAAGAUUGGAGAGAGAUUGAUAGUAUUGGUACUCGGAGAUGCAUAGUGUAGCAUCACAGCACUCGAUGUGACAGUGCCAUAGUCCACUGCCUAGACAGGCUUAGCCGCUUGUGGGCGGUGGCCUUUGGGAGCUAUGCUGUACGCAACACUAUCUGUAAGGGCAAAGCUGACCCAAUGGUCUGCUAGUUGUGUUCUAGCCCGAGUGAGUGUACUGGAUGUACUGAUGGGGUUGCGGUUGGGGGAAGUGUUUGAGAAACCCGGUAGAUCAAACAGGGUUCGAUAUGCUUGCUGAUGAUACUAUACGCUAAAAUGCAGAUCUGACAGGUUAUAGAUGAUUGGAUGCUUUGGAGCACUCAAUAGACCACAUCUCUGAAGCUAUUUAAACUAAAUUGGCGCCACGAAUAUAUAGAGGCCAGAUCUCUGUAUCCUGGAUUGUGGGCCCGUCGCUGGUAAAAAUAGGAUUCAUUACCACAUAAAGUGUAUGUAGAUUAUCGUCAAUACUCCAAGUAUCGAUAAUCAGUAGACGACAACUUGUCAUUGCGGGAGAUAUGAGGUGGGCUAAACAGCCAUACAACUACCAUAUAACUGCACUGUACAUGGCAGAGCUACUACAACAGUAUGGUGGUGCUUCGAGUUCAUUAAUUAGACAGCUGAGAAAUAUCGGCGGACCUCCAAUAAAUUAAAUGCGGAAUCAUAAAGC